This is a messenger RNA of Miscanthus lutarioriparius, 1713 nucleotides long. The record is from the annotation of a GenBank genome assembly. Lineage: Eukaryota; Viridiplantae; Streptophyta; Magnoliopsida; Poales; Poaceae.
AUGCAGAAGAGCGGCGGAGCCAACUCGACGGCGCGGCGGCGCCCGCUCACCGUCCACUCCGGCAACAAGGCGUGCCCGGCGCUGGAAUCCCUGGUCGGCAAGCCCCCUCCUCCCGCCGCCCGAGCGACCGCCGCCGAGGUCGACGCGGCGCUCGCCCGCACGGACCUCGCGGGCAUCGUCUCCCAGAAGAGCCUCGGAGCCAACUCGAUGACGCCGCGGCGCCCGCUCAGCGUCCUCUCCGGCAACAAGGCGAGACCGGCGCUAGAAUCCCUCAAGCCCGCUCCUCCCGCCACCCCUGCCGCGCAGGCGACCGCCGCCGAGGUCGACGCGGCUCUCGACCCCCUCCUCUUCGCCCGCACCGACCUCGCGGGCAUCAUCUCCCAGGUUGACAAAUUGGUCUCUGAUGCCCUUAAAUGCGAAACUCUGUCCAAAAGAGCAACACAAGAGAUAGAAUCAUUCAAUGGCUUCUUAACAGACACUAAGGCUUUCUUCAAGCAAUGGUCAUCCAGACUGAAGCAAGCACUAGAGACUGGUCCGGUGGAAACCGAAGCUAUCUCAAAAAAAACACUGGGAACGUGCCUAAAUACUGCUGCAAAAGGGAAUGACAAGUUGAUCAGCGGCAGCAGCAAGCUACCUGAUACAGAUCCAGUAGAGUCACCUUGCAGCAACUUUACUGAGGCCGACAUGAUUGUCUCACCUUCACCACUUGUCUCAUGGCACACUGGAUCUUGUAUGGUCGAGAGCGGAAAGCAGUUGUUUCACUUGACACCAUUGCCAAAAACAAAAGCAUGCUCAUCAAGGUGCCCAACAUCAAAAACCCAGAUGAAGACAGCUUCUAGCUUUGACCAGUUGAAUAAUCUUGUCAGACCUGUUUCAAAGUCAACCAUUUCUGAUGAUAAUCAUCCUGAUCUAGAGCAAAGUGUGAAGGUAAAGGAAUCAUGGACUGGCACCAUGACACCUCAUGUUGCUCCAGCAAACAAGGCCUCACUAGAGGACAAGCUCUGUUCGCCUUGCACUUCCUCAAUUCAGAAGAGCAGAGCACUACCUAGAUCAUGCCUGAAGACAGCAUUAUCUAGCAAGCAGCAGUUGUUCUCUCCAAUCCCGGAGGGCUCAAGGAAGGAAGAUAUUGAUAGCAAUGGUCCAACUGGGGAUGACAAACGUUCUGGAUCAUCUAAUGAAAUCUCAAAGGAUCUGGCAUCAAGGUAUGACAUUUAUGGGCUCAAUCGAUCCACCAGACAAGCUCAAGAUCCUCCAACUGGGGAUGGCAAACGUUCUGAAUCAUCAUCUGAUGAAAUCUCAAAGGAUCUGGCAUCAAGGUAUGACAUUUAUGGGCUCAAUCGACCCACCAGACAAGCCGAAGAUCCUCUUGAGUGGUUUCUGUCACCACUCAGGACCAUGGUGUUAACAGACCCAUCAGACAAUAAUCCACUUCCAACUCCUGCUUGGACUAACAUGGAGGGGAAACUGAAUGUUCCAGAUGACAAGCCCAUCCAAACCCCUGCUGUGCAUAGCAAGGCCUUGCUUGGUACGCCCUGGAAAGGCUUGGAAAGCACGAACCUGAAGGGAAGGUUGGCUGGAGAAACUACUCUCAAGAAAGAACUGUGGACUCGGUUUGAGGCGGCUUCAGCCAAUGAGCUGCACUUUGAUAAGGCGCGCUUCCAGAAGACAGACGCAAAAUGUUUCCUAGACAUGCUUGAAGAAGAGGCGUCGUGA